Molecule: messenger RNA, 1153 nt
Organism: Tachysurus fulvidraco (yellow catfish)
Lineage: Eukaryota; Metazoa; Chordata; Actinopteri; Siluriformes; Bagridae
Product: L-selectin-like
Exons: 3
Coding region: 76-594 (172 amino acids)
Source: RefSeq, a predicted model, not a curated record
UCUGCAGGUGUAGUCCCAACCACCCUAUCUCUUCUGCAAGCUGUUGGUCACCAGUAUUAUCUGAUCAAGACAAGCAUGUCAUGGCCAGUAGCUCAGAAUUACUGCAGAGAAACAUAUGGUGAUUUGGCUACAGUUGAAAGUGAUCUUGACUGGAUUUUGCUAAAGGAAAUACUGGCAAGGGAAAGUCUGACAGACGCUGUCUGGGUUGGCUUGUACAAUGAUGUCAGCUCAUGGCGCUGGUCCUUUAAUGGUGUUUCCCUGAAAAAUACUUUUACCAAUUGGGGCACGGGACAGCCGAAUAAUUUUCAGGGAAAUGAAUCAUGUGGUGAAACUGGACCGGUUGGAGUCUGGUGGGAUUUCAACUGUGAAAGCCUGUAUACAUUUAUAUGCUACAAUGAUGAAGUGAGGGAAAAGCAAUUUAUGAGACUCCAAGUGAAGUCUGGCUCAAGCAUGUUUGGUUCUGAUGUGCAGAAAGCCAUCUUAGAGCUGGUCAAGCAGAAGCUGGGUGAAUAUGGCAUGCUGGAGAGCACCACAGUGACCUGGAGAGUGCAGUCAGAUGGACAGAUUUUUCACAAGAAAAAGCCAUAUCUCUAGAUGCCAUCAGUGUUGUCUCUUGAUAUGUUCUAUAGUUUAUCUCCUGUUGGUUAGCUUCUUAUACAAUUGGAUAUUUAAUUUCAAACUGUCACUUUUUAUCAUCCUGUUAUAUUCUGAAUCUUUAUAAAAAUACAACAAAUUAUACAUAUAAAGAGCAACAACAAUAAAAUGCAAAAAAAUGAAUUAAUUCAUUCACUCAGACAGGAAUACACCCUGAAUGGGACACCAGGGCACCGGAAGGCAUCACACAUACACAGACUCGUGAACUUAUUGAUGGGUAACAUACUGUAGCCAAUUAAUAAAGCAUCUAAUACUUGAUUCUAUCCAAUUCAGAUUAUGAUCAUGAUUACCACUUUAUUAGGAACACCUCUAUAUCUUCUAAUGUAUUGGCCAAACCUGUGGCAGCACUGAAAAUAAUGCAGAUAGAGGUCAAGAGCUUCAGUUUUCAGACUCUACAGAGUUUACAGUGAAUGACACACAAAACACACACACACACACACACACACACACACACACACACACACACACACACACACACACACACACACACACACACACA